UCUACAUUGUUGAAACAUAGAGAAACGAAAAUUAAAAAAAUAAGGACUGCUAAAAGCUUUAAAAAAUGCAAUCAACAUAAAUAAUUUUAUAAAAAAAUGGAGAAUAUCUCUCACAUAUCAUUAAUAGAUUUGUCUAAACAAUUUCCCUUCGAACUUGAUAAAAAAACAAAAAAAGAAAUAUCAUUCAAUGAAACAUUAAUAAUAAGUUGUGGUCAUCUUGAGGGUGAUGUUUGCGAUGAGUCAUCGGAUUCAGAAUGGUCUUGCCAAGAUUCUAGCGAUACUGAGGUAGUAGUUGAAGAAAAAAAAGAUGAAGCGCCUUUUGAAAUAAAAGAUUUCGUUCCUGACACUGCUGCUGAUGAAAAAGUUGAAGAAGAAGAUGACGAUUUCCAUUUUUAUUUUUUCCCAGAUUGUGAUAAACCAAAACCUCCUAAAAAUAGCAAAACAAGUGUUAUUACUGUAGAUGGGUUUCUUGCAAUUAAUCCAGAUCUUAAAAAGCCUCGUAUCGUCUGUACAUGUAAUUUUGAUGAGAAAACAGGCAAGUGUGACUGUGUAGUAAAAUUACCGUGUGAGUGCGGUGCGGAAACAGUUGAUGUAUGUACUUGCUCUAAAGCUAAGAGUAUAUGUAUUUGUCACACCAAGCCGCAUAAAGAAUGUAUUUGUAAAGAGAGUGACGUAUGUCUCUGUCGCCCUGAUGCUAUUAAACCAAUAUGUCCUUGUGAAACAUGCGUCGAUAAACCUUGUAUUUGUCGCCCCAAAGUUUUCCCCAGUCCAGACUGUGAAUGUAAAGAAAAACCUAAGCUUGAUGAUAAUACAGCCACGGAAUCUUCAUUUAGGGGGGAAUUCGGUGAAGAAGGGCUAGAAAACAUACAUGAAGAGAAAAUAGAUCCUUGUGAAUGUCAAAAACCAGAUCCAACACCAAUUUGUGCAUGCUUAAAAGGAGACGACUGUAUAUGCAAAAAUAAUACAUGUGUGUGUAAAGUACUGAAAAGUUGCAUUUGUGAAAAGAAAGAUAGCAGAGAUCCUCUAUGUGGAGAUAACGAUUCAAAAACUGUUUGUACUUGUCCUAUUCAUAAUGAAUGUACAUGCGAGGAUUCACCAAACUGCAAAUGUUUUCCCAAGAAAUUAUGUACAUGUGGUGAUCCGGAAAAUUGCACAUGUCAACGUAUUUGUGAUUGUAUAGAGCCUUGUCUUUGCGAUACCAAACCUGUUGUAGAAGAAUGCACUUGUCCUGAAAAGAAGACUACUACUCCUGCUUGCACUUGUGUAAAGAAGGAUCAUGGUAAUAAAUUGAAAAAAGUGAGAGCUGGCAAACAUGGCUACAGGUGGUGUCAUGACGUCGAUCCGCGUCAUACAUAUUUUGACUACGGCUACGAUAUGCACGAUAAGAUUGAUUACAAGGAGCAAAUGAGGGAGAGAAUAAAAAUUUACGGACUACAUGAAGAACAAGCCGAAGAUGAAGAAGUUGCUGCAGUUGAUGAAGUUAAAGCACCACCAUAUAAAAAGAAAGUUAGAAAACCAUCUAUAGAUUGCUGCAGCGCUGUCGGAGGAAUUAGUAUUAGCGUCGAAUGUAUUGGUGAAGACAAGGGUAAAUUCUUGGUACAAGUGAUAUCUCAUUCUUCAAAAGAGGGUGCUAAGACUGGCUCAAAGCUUGUUAGUAUUGUGGAUUGCAACCUACACACAAUGGAGGAGAACAGAACUGAAUACAUAACAAAGCGUGACAUUACAAAAGAGAGACGAAGCUACAUAACGAUAUGUGAAAACGGUUACUAUAACAAAGUGACGCGUAUAUGUGGUGAGCGUCAUGUAGUCAAACGGUUAUACCACACAUUCGAGGACUCCAAGCAAUUUUUAUUGGAAGGUUCCAACGUUGUACUGUUGAGAUAUCUUGGUGUCCGUCGUUACCGCGGGAACAUUAAGACCGAAACAGUACUGAUGAAUGGACAGAUAUGUGAAAGCAUUUAUGUAUGUUUGGGAGUGAGUCAAGCGAUCGUGAAUGGCACUCCCUUGUUCGUGUGUAAGAUUGAAAGGCAUAUUAUAGAACCUUCUGGAUUUGUGCAUCAAACGCUGACUAUCCUCACUCUAAGAGGCUAUAUGGUGAGUCACGAGUGGGCUGACAACAACUACCUGUUACACCUGAACCCGCUGCUCCGCAUCAUUCCUGAAAAGGACGAGAUCGAGCCGCACGUGCCGCUGCGGUCUUCUUGGCGACAGGACCUUCAGUUGCUCUCGGACUAUUUGGAUUUCAAGAGUACUAGAUCUUCGGAAGGGGCUCGCUACGUGUCUGAAAAUGGCGCCCUAUCCGGGGCUGUUAAAGACUACCUCCAAGCUCUGCUCUUGUUGAAGCCACAAGAUGCCCUCCAUUUCACCAGGCAUUACUUCGAAACAGCGCUUUCGGCUUUGGACCUACCUCAUAAUGAAUUCUUCGAUCCUGCUACUAGACACGUACGAUACUUCUUCUUUGAAGAAUGAAUACUGUGUCACUUUAUUAAUUUUAGAUUAUUGUAUUUUUAUUACAUUAAUUUCUUCAGUAAUAUGGAUGUUGUCAACUCCGUCUGUAUAUUACUCGAGGAAAAAUUACUUAAAAAUUUAGUUGUUUUCACGCAAGUGGUUUUACUAAUGUUUCGUAAGAGUGUUUUGAAGAGAUACACAAACAUACAUGUCCCUGGUUGGUAUCUCUCAAUGUAAAUUUAAAUAUACAUAUCCUCUGUCGUCUACGUACGAAGUUGACGUUAUAUAAAUACUUAAAUUUUAAUUUUUUUACCUUCACAUAGUAUAUAUAUUUUUUAUUAAAUUCUUUUGCAAUUAGGAACAAA
Molecule: messenger RNA, 2813 nt
Organism: Plodia interpunctella (Indianmeal moth)
Lineage: Eukaryota; Metazoa; Arthropoda; Insecta; Lepidoptera; Pyralidae
Exons: 7
Coding region: 97-2469 (790 amino acids)
Source: RefSeq, a predicted model, not a curated record